AUGUCUCUCAAUCCGAUCUCCUCAAUUGCCCUGCAAACCAUCGUGGUGGUCACCACCAUCGGAUUUACCCCAGCUCAGUCGACUUUACGACCUGGAGCCCUAGUAAUCGUCGGUCUCUGCACUGGCCAAUGCCUCUCAACUGCGCUAACAUAUUUUGUUCGUACUCCAUGGGCUAGCCUCGCAGGUGGCUACUCAGUGAUGCUCUUGUUUCAAUUUAUCGAUAUCGCCCUGCUGACAAAAUGGCAAUUUCCAUAUUCUGGGUCCUUUCCGGUCGACUCGUCGCGUGCGGUAUCACGAAGGACUUCCUGGGUAGACCGUCUGCGUUUUGGCAUCUGGGCGGCCUUCAACGCGCGAUGCAUCGGGACCUCUGAGCAAGUGCGCAACAUUCCGGCCUCACGCGAUCAGGGUCGAGACGUUUUCCUUCGCCAAACAGCUAGACUUGUGCUCCUCAGUUACCUAGGUCUCGAUAUCCUUGGGUCGGCGGCGGAUCCAGAGCUCGGAUCACGCUUUCUAGUCGGGUCACGGGUGCCAUUCCUUCGGCGUCUUCCUGAAAUUACGGUGGAGGAGGUCGUAAUUCGCAUCUUUUCUACUAUAGCGGCUGGGAUAGGCCUUCUAUGCAGCCAGGGGGGAUUUUACCAUUUGUUUGCGUUUGUCAGUGUGCUUUCCAAAUCCAGUGAUCCACGAGACUGGCCUCCCUUCUACGGUUCGCUAUGGGAUGCUUAUAGCCUGCGACGGCUAUGGAGUCGCGUCUGGCAUCAGUCCAAUACUCACAAAUUCCGUGCAAUUGCUAGAUUUCUGACUCAGGAUGUUCUUCGCCUGCCGCCAAGGACAUUGUGGUCUCGAUAUACACAGGUCCUAAUGGUCUUUACAACCUCGGCUUUUAUGCACCUUCUAAUUGAUAUAUCGGCGGGGAUAUCCAUCUCUAGCUCCGGGGCCAUGCAAUUCUUUUGCACUCAGGCAUUCGGCGUUCUUGUAGAGGACCUGGUAAUCAACUCUUAUUGCGCUCUACGAGGGGUUGGCCGCAAUCAACAGGCCUCGCUAGCAGAACGCGCCAUUGGAUUUGUCUGGGUGGGGAGUUUCUUGGCUUGGUCACUUCCUUCAUAUCUAUACCCAAUACUGUAUCGGGCUAACAUGGGUCUCGACGAUUCCGUGGUUCCAGUGAGCAUCAUCAGACUGCUGCGGUCAUGGAUCAACAUUUUUUCGCCGACCCUGCGAAUGUAG
This is a messenger RNA of Aspergillus caelatus, 1221 nucleotides long. RefSeq names its product wax synthase family protein. Lineage: Eukaryota; Fungi; Ascomycota; Eurotiomycetes; Eurotiales; Aspergillaceae. The record is from RefSeq and is a predicted model, not a curated record. The transcript is spliced from 2 exons. Gene Ontology annotation, biological process: lipid metabolic process. Bases 1 to 1221 code for a protein of 406 amino acids.